This is a messenger RNA of Danio aesculapii, 3130 nucleotides long. RefSeq names its product protein kinase D1 (gene prkd1). Lineage: Eukaryota; Metazoa; Chordata; Actinopteri; Cypriniformes; Danionidae. Gene Ontology annotation, biological process: protein phosphorylation. Bases 264 to 2924 code for a protein of 886 amino acids. Gene Ontology annotation, molecular function: ATP binding; protein serine/threonine kinase activity. The record is from RefSeq and is a predicted model, not a curated record. The transcript is spliced from 19 exons.
AGAGCCCAACAUUAAACAUAUCUGACGUCUAUAUCUCCAUCAUCAUCAUCAUCAUCAUCGGCUCUCAAUGUCCAAAUAACUCUUUGCAUUUCCGUGCUAUCGCUUUUCUUUCAAAUUCGCGGUUUUCGCUCGUUUACCCUCGGAACGUCUUUAGGGAUCUGAAGUUUGCCUCAGUUUUGCGCAACCGGUGUGUGAACUCGAUUAAACAGCCCGAUCCGAUCGCUGUCCACCAGGCGUGAUUGUGUUGACACCAGGGGAUUCAUAUGAGCGUACCUCCGGUAAUCCGACCGCCGAGCCCCCUCCCGGGGUCGCAAGGCAUCUCCUUCCAAAUCCAGAUCGGGUUGAGCCGGGAACCCGUCCUGCUGGACUCCGGCGAGUUCAGCUUGGCGCAAGUCCGAGAGAUGGCAUGCUCCAUCGUGGACCAGAAGUUCCCAGAAUGCGGCUUCUAUGGGAUGUAUGACAAGAUCCUUCUUUUCCGUCACGAUCCAAACUCUGAGAACAUCCUGCAGUUGGUGAGGUCUGCGGCUGAAAUUAUGGAGGGGGACCUGGUUGAAGUCGUCCUGUCAGCCUCAGCUACAGUGGAGGAUUUUCAGAUCCGACCUCACGCUCUGUUCGUCCACUCAUAUCGAGCUCCAGCAUUCUGCGAUCACUGUGGAGAGAUGCUGUGGGGUUUAGUGAGGCAGGGGCUCAAGUGUGAAGGCUGCGGGCUGAACUACCACAAACGCUGUGCCUUUAAAAUCCCCAACAACUGCAGUGGCAUCCGAAAACGACGACUCUCCAACGUGUCCCUCACGGGCCUGACCAACACUCGCUCUGUGUCUGCUGAACCAUCCCCCAGCACCUCUGAUGAAGCACUGCUAUCUCCUGUCAGUCCUAGCAUGGAGCAAAAAACACCAUCAGACAUCUUUCCAGGAAGAGGCCGCUCCAAUUCUCAGUCCUAUAUAGGUCGACCGAUAGAGCUGGACAAGAUCCUGCUGUCUAAAGUAAAGGUGCCACACACAUUUGUCAUCCAUUCCUACACGCGACCCACUGUUUGCCAGCACUGCAAGAAGCUCCUCAAGGGCCUGUUCCGCCAGGGACUGCAGUGCAAAGAUUGCAAAUUCAACUGCCAUAAACGAUGUGCACCCAAAGUGCCAAACAACUGCCUCGGAGAGGUGUCAAGAAACGGAGACCUGUUGAGUCCAGGUGCUGAAUCAGAUGUGGUCAUGGAGGAGGGCUGUGAUGACCAUGAUGGAGACAGACACAGUCCGCUUAUCGAUGACAUGGAAGAGUCACUGGUGGGGGAUUCUGCUGCUCUUUUGGAAGCUGGACAUGGUGAGCUUGGAGAUUUCCAAGACCUAGACCCGGAUGAGUCCAACAGGAUCAUCAGCCCUUCCACCAGCAACAACAUCCCACUUAUGCGGGUGGUUCAGUCUGUCAAACACACCAAGAGGAAAAGCAGCAAUGUUAUGAAAGAAGGCUGGCUUGUGCAUUUCACCAGCAAAGACACACUGCGUAAAAGACAUUACUGGCGACUUGACAGCAAGUGUAUUACCCUGUUCCAGAACGACACCGGCAGCAAAUACUAUAAGGAAAUUCCUCUAUCUGAGGUGUUGUCUCUGGAACCAGCGAAAACAUUCAACCUUCUGCCUGAGGGUGCAAACCCACAUUGCUUUGAGAUCGCCACCACAUCUCUGGUGUACUAUGUGGGAGAGAACCUGAGCCGAGCCGACGGGGGAUCCUCAGGCUAUGGAAGCAGCAUGCUUGUUAGUGGUGUGGGGCAGGAUGUGGCCCACAUGUGGGAGAUGGCCAUCCAGCAUGCUCUGAUGCCUGUCAUCGCCAAGGGCAUAUCACAGGGCGGCCAUCAUAACUACCACAAAGAGGUCUCCAUCAGCAUCUCUGUAUCCAACUGCCAGAUCCAGGAGAAUGUGGAUAUUAGCACAGUGUAUCAGAUUUUCCCUGAUGAAGUACUUGGCUCUGGGCAAUUUGGCAUUGUCUAUGGAGGUAAACACAGAAAAACAGGCAGAGAUGUUGCCAUCAAGAUCAUUGAUAAACUGCGAUUUCCCACAAAGCAGGAAAGUCAACUGCGCAAUGAAGUUGCCAUUCUCCAGAACCUCUAUCAUCCCGGCAUUGUGAACCUGGAGUGCAUGUUUGAGACACCCGAGCGUGUCUUUGUUGUCAUGGAAAAGCUCCAUGGCGACAUGCUGGAGAUGAUCCUGUCAAGUGAGAAGGGGAGGCUUCCAGAGCGCAUCACCAAGUUCCUGGUAACGCAGAUUCUGGUCGCUCUCCGGCACCUUCACUUCAAAAACAUUGUUCACUGUGACCUCAAACCCGAGAAUGUUUUGUUAGCCUCCGCUGACUCCUUUCCACAAGUUAAGCUCUGCGAUUUCGGCUUUGCACGUAUUAUCGGGGAGAAGUCUUUUAGGCGUUCGGUGGUUGGCACCCCGGCGUAUCUCGCCCCUGAGGUGCUGAGAAACAAGGGUUACAACCGCUCGCUGGACAUGUGGUCGGUGGGUGUCAUCAUCUACGUCAGUCUCAGUGGAACCUUCCCCUUCAAUGAGGACGAAGACAUUCACGACCAGAUCCAGAACGCUGCCUUUAUGUACCCACCCAACCCGUGGAAAACAGUGACCCCGGAGGCAAUUGACCUCAUUAAUAACCUGCUGCAAGUCAAAAUGAGGAAGCGCUACAGCGUGGACAAGUCUCUCAGCCAUCCCUGGUUACAGGACUACCAGAUGUGGCUGGACCUGCGGACUCUGGAGUGUAAGAUGCUGGAGCGCUAUAUCACACACGAGAGUGACGAUCUGCGCUGGGAGCAUUUCGCUGAACAAAAUGGCCUUCAGUACCCAGCCCACUUAAUAAACCCUCACGCGGACGUCCGUGAGCUGGAGGAGCCCGACGAGCUGGUGAUGGGCAGACUCAGCGACAGAGUCAGUGUCCUGUAAAAGUGAUGCCAACAGUGGAAAUCAAGCCAACUGCACACUGCCAAAAUCAACACUUAAGUCCACUCUAAUGCCUUGACAAUUCCUGCACAAUCCUAACGUUUAACAGUGUACACUCCUCAGAUCAAGCACAAAUUACAUUAAACACACAGUGCCUAUGCCACAAAAGCCAACCAUAGCCAUAUAUGACAAAGAUAAUCACGGCCAAA